Volvox carteri f. nagariensis is the source of this 516-nucleotide messenger RNA. RefSeq lists its product as uncharacterized. The record is from RefSeq and is a predicted model, not a curated record. The transcript is spliced from 4 exons. Lineage: Eukaryota; Viridiplantae; Chlorophyta; Chlorophyceae; Chlamydomonadales; Volvocaceae. The coding region runs from base 1 to 516 and encodes 171 amino acids.
AUGCAGAAUCACAGCCUGCUCUUUGCACGCCCUCGCUGCAAAGCUCGCUAUUAUAGACUGAAGAAAUUUUCGCCAUUUGCUGAACACAAGAGCUGUUCAAAAGGCACAUGGCUGACGUAUUUAAAAAAAUUACAUCCUUGUCCGACGCACCAGAGGUUGGGAGUUUUGGUUUCGGCCAUCUCCCAGCCUGUCCACACCAGCUGUGUGAUGAGUUACUCGCUACACAAGGCCACAGCGACUACACAGGCUAGGGGACCUCACCACGCAAGACCUAUGAUGAUGAUGGCACAACCAAAAUACGUCGACGAGACGCCAACAAAAAGCAAGGCGACGGCUCGAUACGACUUGAAGACCAUAACAGCGAAUACUGUAAAGAUCUCUCUUCGCUGUUUUGAUAGAUAUUUUUCCUUGCGCACACCCAGCCGCCCUUCCGGCCCCCUCACGAUAUUAUUAUUAUCAUCAUCAUCAUCAUCAUUAUGCCAUGAUCACAAUAUGCGUUUUAGAAGGCCCCCCUAA